Messenger RNA from Mirounga angustirostris (Northern elephant seal), 1947 nucleotides. It is a transcript of the gene FFAR2, whose product is annotated as free fatty acid receptor 2. The transcript is spliced from 3 exons. NCBI's taxonomy places the organism in Eukaryota, Metazoa, Chordata, Mammalia, Carnivora, Phocidae. Gene Ontology annotation, cellular component: plasma membrane. Gene Ontology annotation, molecular function: G protein-coupled receptor activity. Bases 230 to 1219 code for a protein of 329 amino acids. Gene Ontology annotation, biological process: cellular response to fatty acid; G protein-coupled receptor signaling pathway. The record is from RefSeq and is a predicted model, not a curated record.
UACCAGCAGGUUCCUUACAAUUUUUUCCUGUGUGAAAUGGGCAGUAGCAGUGGCUAAAGCCCUGUUCCUCUUUCCCAGAAGCUUUCAGACUUCCCUUCAGGACUAAUCCCAAGAAGCCAUCUCUCUGGACUGAAGACAAGUAAUAGUCCCAGAGUCCGGCACUGGUCAGGGGAGAAAAAAGUGGAGGAGAAUCUGUGUUCUGCAAAAGGAGAGGAAGACAAGAGCCAACAUGACCAACUGGCGCAACUCCCUCAUCCUCACGGCCUACAUCGCCAUCUUCCUCACUGGUCUCCCUGCCAACCUCCUGGCGCUACGGGCCUUCGUGGGACGGGUCCGCCAGCCCCACCCUGCCCCCAUCCACAUCCUCCUGCUCAGCCUGACGCUGGCGGACCUCCUGCUGCUGCUGCUGCUGCCCUUCAAGAUAAUUGAGGCUGCGUACGACUUCCGCUGGUAUCUGCCCGAGUUGCUCUGUGCCCUCACGGGUUUCGGCUUCUACAGCAGCAUCUACUGCAGCACGUGGCUCCUGGCCGGCAUCAGCAUCGAGCGCUACCUGGGAGUGGCUUUCCCCGUGCAGUACAAGCUGUCCCGCAAGCCCGUGUAUGGAGUGAUCGCUGCCCUGGUGGCCUGGAUCCUGUCCUUUGGUCACUGCACCAUCGUGAUCAUCGGUCAGUACUGGAACUCAACCAAGAAUGCCACGAGUGACAACGGCAUCACCUGCUACGAGAACUUCACCGAAUCUCAGCUGAAGGUGGUGCUUUCUGUGAGGCUGGAGCUGUGCCUCUUCCUGUUCUUCGUCCCCAUGGUGAUCACCAUCUUCUGCUACUGGCGCUUUGUGUGGAUCAUGCUCACCCAGCCCCACGUAGGGGCCCAGAGGCGGCGCAGAGCUGUAGGGCUGGCUGUCGUGACGCUCCUUAAUUUCCUGGUGUGCUUUGGGCCUUACAACGUAUCCCACCUGGUGGGGUUUUACACGAAGAAGAGCCCCAAGUGGAGGGUGGAAGCCGUGGUGUUCAGUUCCCUCAAUGCCAGUCUGGACCCCCUGCUUUUCUAUUUCUCUUCGUCAGCUGUGCGCAGAGCCUUUGGGAAGGGGCUGCAGAUCCUGCGGCAUCGGAGCUCCUCCCUGUUGGGACGCAGAGGCCGAGAGACAGCAGAGGGGACAAAUGCGGACAGGGGUGUGAGUCAAGCAGAGGGAGCUCCGAGUUCUGACUUCACCACAGACUAGGGGUGCCCUGGACCUUUGGAGGCACUCUGGGUAACACAGGCAUUGAGCAGCCUGGGAGAGGGGGAACAUCAGGGUUCCUGUCUCAGGGUCAGAAAUCCUCAGACCCAUCCACUACUGGGGCUGUAAAAUCCUCUCUCAGCGGCUUGGUAUCCCUUCCUGACUGAAGUUUUCUUCCCAAAGGAGCACAGCUCCAGGACCAAAGGAGAAAUGGUUAGGCACAGAAGCACUCUGAGACUGGAGUUUCAGAAGCAAUGUAGCUAAUACAAAUUCAGUCCUUGGGAGAUGGUUGGUAGCUGGGGAUGAUCGGGCUGAAGCAGUGUCCUAAAGCAAUCUUGCUACAAGCUUUGAAACAACACCUAGACACUGGUCUAGCUGUUGAUACUAGAAAGGAGACAACGGGAAAGAGAUGGAAGAGAAUACCAAAUGAGGUCAUAUGAGUCAAGAGGACUAAGAGGGAGGACCAGGAACUGUGACUUCUAACGAUCUGGGUUUGUACUGUAUCGCUUUGAUCUGCUGCUUUGUAAGUAUGCUCCAGUCAUCUCCACAUGUGUAUCUUGCCUCCCCGUAUUAAACCUGCCUGAAGUCUGGGUCUCGUCUUCUCCCUCUGUGGCACCCCCACAUGGGUCAGGACACAGCCUGGCGCCCAUCAGUCAGAGGUUAACACUGACUAGCACAGGAGUAGACAACCUGGUCUGGCAGACUGAAAAUAAAGACGGUAAAACUCUGAA